This is a messenger RNA of Cyclocybe aegerita, 1899 nucleotides long. NCBI's taxonomy places the organism in Eukaryota, Fungi, Basidiomycota, Agaricomycetes, Agaricales, Hemipholiotaceae. The record is from the annotation of a GenBank genome assembly.
AUGACGAGCAGCUCAGUCGCAUCACUCAGUAGCAAGAGCGCAAGCCACAAAGAAUCUUACGCCGAAUUUCAUGGACUUGGGUCUCCGAUAGGCAAGCGCAACGAGCUAGGACAGCCUGGCGACAUAUAUAUCGACAUCAAGCCUGGAUCAACCAUGCUGUACGCCAAAGUGUCGCGGUUCGAGUGGAAGAAGUGGCCCGGUCCUCUGGUUCGUAUAGGGUGUUUGAGGCAUCCAAGGUCCGGGAACUACAUCCUUUGGUGUAGUGCAGGUGUUGGUGCUGAAGUUGGAUGGUUUCCCCAGACGGCGAUUAAACUCAAUUUCGAAGGCACCCAUGAAGAAAACGUUGCACGCGUUCUUCAAGAUCGAGCCGCUCGAAACCGCCAGCCAGACCCCGCGAAGAAAGCAAAGCGGAAAAAAACGACUCAGGGCACAUCCCCGACUGCUAGACGACCCUCAAAGAAGCAGAAGAUCUCCAACUCUACCGAGCAUGAUGCCACACCCCAAUUUCCGCAGCCUUCCACCAAGUCUCAAUUUAACCUUUCGUCGGAACAACCAACCCCUCUCUCAAAUCCUUUGACCGAUUUACGACCUAUCUCGCAUCAUGGUAGCAUCCAACGGCUGCAGGAGCAAACCUCUCUUUCAGAUGGGUCUGCAGGGCACGAGGGUGAUGGGCCACAGAGAUCGUUGCCCAAUCGUGAUCCCAACGGCUUGCAAUCGCUACACGGAGUACUGACAUCAACUUUGGGUCCUGCCGAUACAAUUGCACAACGCGUGUCGCCACCAUUGGUUCGGGAUCGUCUACUUCCAGAAGAGGUGCAGGUACCCUCAUCCAUGACUUCGUCCCACUCGACUGCACAUGUGAAUCGUCGUUGUGGCGCACUAAGCGGCCCAUCUUCCGAUGAAAAUCCUCCAAGUGUAUUGAAGACUUUCGGCCCUGUGGACAUCAAUAUGGGUCAACAAUCGUCACCGUCGAUUUCCAACGGCAUGCCUUUAGAAAGCCUGCCUAAUACGUGUUCCCCCCAAUGUGUUAUACAUGCGCACCGGGAGAGUGGCGAAUUAAUUGACGCGCCAUCCGACAAAAACGCUCUUGAAAAUCUUCCAAUUGCAAUAAUAAUUGGCGAUGCUCCUGAAGACGAAACCAGUCGCAGCAAUGCUGGUGUCAGCGACGUGGGUGCCAAGUUGUCCGAGGACAAUGGAUUACCAGUCGAGAGAGCGAGCGAGCUCCAACUCGAAGUUUUAGGAGCGCAGCUGGAGGUCGCUUGUCCCGUCGGCCCGCCAUCCCUGAGUAUCAGUUUUGAGACGCAUUGCAUCGACGCUACAGCCCCUGUCUCUCAGACAUAUACCCCCGAUUCGAUUUCACCUUCAAUUUCACCGGGCUCUCGUCCUCCUGAGAACGCUCUAACUCUCGUUGAACCGCCACCUCAAGCACUACACCCGACGGUAACUAUUCAGGACACACGUCUUGCGCAUCAGGAUCAGGGCGGCGUCGCUCGCAAUGGCAGUACCGGAGAAACCCCCUGCGCCCCAAGCCUAAGCGCCAGAGUUACCGUAUGGUCACCGACGGCGGAAAUCAUGGAGCCGGAGCGCACGGUUCAGGUAGCAGGUGUAGCAUAUGGCCCUGGGCGCCAUGUCCCCGAUGCGGAUGCUACAGCUGGGUGCAUAGCCGCCGCCUCCGGUGCUGAGACGAUCCGUAUGGAUGCGCACAUCAAGGAGGGAGUGAAUGUGAAAGAGGAGCCCGAAGACACUGAUACACAUGCUUCCGUUGAUGCACACAACGAGCGCGCUGUCCCACUGGGACGUCAAUUGAUUUUUCCCUCGGGUGUUAUAGUGAAGACCGACGUCGAAGUUCCAGAACAGAAUACGUCGCUGUCGCUGGCCGGUGAUAAUGCGAGUGCUUGA